Cyprinodon variegatus (sheepshead minnow) is the source of this 2307-nucleotide messenger RNA. It is a transcript of the gene mrpl48, whose product is annotated as mitochondrial ribosomal protein L48. The coding region runs from base 152 to 784 and encodes 210 amino acids. The transcript is spliced from 9 exons. The record is from RefSeq and is a predicted model, not a curated record. Gene Ontology annotation, cellular component: mitochondrial ribosome. NCBI's taxonomy places the organism in Eukaryota, Metazoa, Chordata, Actinopteri, Cyprinodontiformes, Cyprinodontidae.
CCGAAAAUAUGACGUACCACCUUUCCUUCAGUACUUCCGUUUCCAGCCGCCGCAUUGUAGAUGUGUUUUUAAAAGUGAAUUAGUGUUUGUUUGAAGUAUUUAGCUUUACUGUUACUCAUAUGGUGUUUUUCUUAAAUACAGCGGAGAGAAAAUGAGCAACAUAUACCGGAAGCUCCAAGUGACCGUCACUCAACAGAGAUCCAUCUUGAAGCAGCUGUUAAGCAGAGCCACGCCUUCCAUCCAGCACCCUCUAUUGUGGGCUGCUUGUCUAAAUGAGAGACAGUACAAAGGCAUGCCGACACACGGGAUUGGACGGUGGAGGCAUCUGUUACCCAAACAGGCUCCCAAGAAAAAGAAAGACAGAAGCCAGCAGAGGCAGAUGGUUCCAGCUACCGAUACAUCAUACGGGACUCUAAACGUGCAGGUGUCUGGUUAUGACAUGACGGUGGUGGAGCAUUACUCUCAGUACAUCCAUAACCUCUGCAACCGGCUGGGAAUCCGUGUGGCUGAAAGUUAUGCUUUGCCAACCAAGAGCACAGAAGUAAUGCUAAUGCAGGAGCAAGGCAACAAGACGUACGUGGACGCUGUCCUGAAGACCCACCAACGAGUAGUCCAGUUUAGCAGUUUGGACGCCUACUUGUGUCCUGUCCUUGUGGACGUCCUUCUAAAGAACCAACCAGAAGGAGUUCAGCUUUCUGUGAAGGAGCACACUGAGGCAGAUUUCCAAGCACGCUUCAAGGCACGACCAGAGCUGGAGGGCCUCAUUGCUCAGAUCAACCAAUGACAUGUUACCAUAGCAACAACCACAGAAACCUCAAGCAACACUGUUUAAGAUCUAGCCACUAGGGGCACUGGACCUGUAACCUCCAUCUUUGGUGCCCCAGAAAGUAACCUGCAGCACUUCACUGUAGCUAAAUUAAACUCCCUCCCUUCUGGUUCUGAUUGUGAAUCACUGAUUUCCUCAUAUAGACAAGAUGUAAUUCACACCUUCUAGAUUAAAUCCACGCAGCUGCUGCUGGAGUUGGAAAAAUUGAACUUUUGCUGCCCGAUGCGCCACAUCAACCAAUCAGAGAAGCUGAUCUGGAAGCUGGCAGAGAGACAGACACAUCGCUGAUGAUACAGAUCACUAUGAUCACUCCUCUGAAACAGUUUAUUUACGCCUAAAUUAACUUAAAAUGCCGUAAUCUGCCAGCAAAACAUGCUCACUUUUAUUAUCCAGGUGUCUGCAGUUUGGAUUACGUACAUGAGAACCACCUUCCAGCUGCCACGGCAAACCACAAAGAGACAACCGGGCCAUAGGCUGCUGUUGAAUGGGAUUCUUACCGACAGCGCAACCGCCAGUAUGUGGAGGUCUGAGCUGCUCCGACAGCAAAAUAAUAUUUUAAUGCAGGAUGGUAAUCUGGAUGAAUUUACUGCACAGAUUAAGUUUUCAGGUGGACUUAAUCACUGAAAAACAUAUUAAAACUACGCAGAAAGGAUAGGGUAGCUCCUCCCAACGAGCAUCAGACCUACUUUUGUACCGCGCAGCUGGAGCAUCAGAACUAAACUUGUACAAACAUCAAAAAUGAAGCUGCAUGCGUGUUUUUGCUGCUCUUGCGUUCUGAACGUAGCAUUAGCAAGAUCCCCUCUAACUUUCAGCCACUGGAGUGACCCCCUCUUGCAUAUUCUUUUUUCUCUGACUCCACCAUUUCACGUAAUUACAGGGUCUGACCAGGAGAUUACGUUUAUCUUUUGAUCUUAAUGUCCACAAAUAAUGACAGAAAAUUUUAGUACAAAGAUUGAUGUUUAAAUAGGAAUUGUAGGGGACCAGCCAUGGACAAACCAAGGGCCCAUCAAGGAAAGUGGGGAAAUUUUGAAUGGCUACUACUGUAACGUAUCUCAAGUUCAGCUAAUGCCUUGUUCAAACAGAUCAGUGUUGUUUGUUUUAUUAAUUGGUCACUUUAGAUGUUGAUGUGACACUCAGAAACAAGCUGUUUGUAGACUUUUUCCUUGUCACUGUCCAAUUGGAAUGAUUUCCUGUAGAGCACACUUGGGGUUAAACGCGUAACCAAAGGGCACAUCGACAUGUGGCAGAAGGUGGCUGGAAACAAACCUACAGCUUUUAGAUGACAAAGAUGACUACAUGAUCAGUGGCGGCUCCUGCCAAAUGUAUCAGGGGGACAAAUAGUUGAGGUGAUAGCUAAAGUGACCCAUCUAAUGGGUAAAUUGACAGCUACGUAAACCCUGUUUACCAUCAGUGAUGGUAUUUGUGAGUUUGGUCUUACAAUUAACAUUUCACACUUUUUGAUCUAAAGUCACCUCUUUUAG